UCUUUCUUUAAUAAAUCAAUUAUUUAAAUCCUAGUUUGUUUAUUGUUUAUUCCACUUGAAUUGGUCAUAGAAUUCAAACAGCAAUCAUUUUAUUUCAAAUCUUACAUUCUGUCUGUGCCAAAACUAAGUAAAAUGGAAGAAAAUUCAGAUAUACCUAGAGGAAAAAUUGUUUCUUUUUCUACAUGGGAACCAAUUGUUCCAAAGGACGACAUGCUGCUUGGACAAUGUCGUUUUGUUGGAGAAUUUGAGAAGCUUAACCGCAUUGGUGAAGGAACCUAUGGUGUAGUAUACCGGGCACGUGACAAGAGCACCAAUGAGAUUGUUGCCCUGAAGAAAAUUAGAAUGAUCCAGGAGAAGGAUGGGAUGCCCAUUAGUGGCCUGCGGGAGAUCUUACUGCUGCAGCAGUGUGAGCAUGAGAAUAUUGUGGCUCUCAAGCAGGUUGUAGUUGGCCGAAGCCUUUCAAGUGUUUUCUUGGUGAUGGAAUACUGCGAACAAGACCUGGCCAGUUUACUGGACCACAUGUCUGCUCCUUUUAUGGAGGCACAGACCAAGUGCAUCAUGAAACAGGUUUUAAAGGGUCUGGCCUAUUUACACGGCUGUGAAAUUGUCCAUCGCGACCUGAAGGUGUCUAACUUGCUGCUCACCAACACAGGCUGUAUUAAAAUUGCUGACUUCGGUCUGGCCCGUGAGCUAGGUUACCCACUGUCGCCCAUGACUCCUCAGGUCGUCACUCUCUGGUACAGAGCCCCUGAGCUGCUGCUGCAGGCAGGUAUCCAGACGUCGGCCGUGGACAUGUGGGCUGCAGGAUGUAUUCUAGGAGAGUUGCUGCUGCACAAACCUUUGCUGCCAGGCAACUCUGAGAUCAACCAACUCAACAGGAUCAUCGACCUUCUUGGUACCCCAAACGAAUCCAUCUGGCCAGGAUUCCGCAAAAUAAAAUCCCUGAAGUCAUUUGAGCUGAAGACGCAACCUUAUAACAACCUCAAGUCGCAGUUCCCGCACCUCUCAGCGCCUGGUCACCGCCUCCUCAACUUCCUCUUUAUGUACGACCCUAGCAGAAGGGCCACCGCUCAACAGGCGCUCGACACUUUAUAUUUUCUAGAGGAACCUCUCCCUUGUGACCCGAGCAUGAUGCCAACAUUCCCUCAACAUCGCAACAACAGGCGCUCGACCUCCUCAACCGCCCCCAAGCCUGAAGUGUCCGCCGCUCUUGCUCCUGCCGCCCUCGAUGUUUCUCUCCUCGCUACCGCCAACCCUCAAAAUAUGUCCAUCCAAGAACUACUAAAAUACAUGUCUACAUCUAAUAACACGUGAGAAAGUCGGUGCUUUCAAUUUGAUUAGGUAAAACAAGCGGCUAUGGUUAUUGAUCGAUUUUGCAAGUUAUUUGAUAUGAAACCUGACUUUGUACCAACGAAUUUGUUAACAUAUUUAUGCCUAAAGAAAGCGAAACGUAUAAUUAGGACAGGCAAGAAUAAGAUUCGGUUGUUUCGGUAUGUCAUAAUAAGAGUAACAGAGAACAGUGUAUUACAUUUUCACAAUCAUGUACAGAUUCAGAGGCAACAUGAUGACAAGUGAAUAAAUGAUUACUAAAAAAACGAAUCAAAUAAUAAGUGAAUCAUUGAAAGAGAACUAACGAGUAAGUACUAUUGAUUGCCACCACUUGCAGCAUUUCAACCUUCCGAUCUGGUAUUCAAAGUAGAAAAUAAAUAUUUAAAAAAAGA
Hyalella azteca is the source of this 1721-nucleotide messenger RNA. Its product is annotated as cyclin-dependent kinase 10-like. The coding region runs from base 133 to 1314 and encodes 393 amino acids. The record is from RefSeq and is a predicted model, not a curated record. Gene Ontology annotation, cellular component: nucleus. The transcript has 9 exons. Gene Ontology annotation, molecular function: cyclin-dependent protein serine/threonine kinase activity; ATP binding. Lineage: Eukaryota; Metazoa; Arthropoda; Malacostraca; Amphipoda; Hyalellidae. Gene Ontology annotation, biological process: protein phosphorylation; regulation of mitotic cell cycle.